Pecten maximus is the source of this 6938-nucleotide messenger RNA. RefSeq lists its product as uncharacterized. Gene Ontology annotation, biological process: DNA integration. Bases 367 to 6486 code for a protein of 2039 amino acids. Gene Ontology annotation, molecular function: nucleic acid binding. NCBI's taxonomy places the organism in Eukaryota, Metazoa, Mollusca, Bivalvia, Pectinida, Pectinidae. The record is from RefSeq and is a predicted model, not a curated record. The transcript has 3 exons.
GUUACAUUUGUUAAGAAAACUCAAUUUUAGUUAACCUGUUAUAAGAGUUGUUUCCCUUUGACUGUAAAAUGCGUUUUUGGUAUUUUCGCGCCACCGAGAACUCUUUAGUGAAGAAGGUGAGAAAAAGUGAUAGUAAACUAAACCAUGAUGUGAUAAGCUGUGCGGCGAGCGAUUGGGAAAGUUUUCGGAAGUUUGGGAGACCAUAAUUCCUUUACUACUACUAUGGAAUAAAUUACUACGCACUUAAAGCAGCUGUCUCGGGUAUUUUGUUAUCGCCCUGAUCUCGUGCAAGUACAGUAAAGGAAUUACCAAUUACCUCCCCUUUUGCUGUCCGGAACUCUCUCGAGUAAAUGGAACACAGAUGUCAUGGCCAGCAAUUCAGGAAAAGAAACUGACUUUGCUCAACAUCAGUCGGCUACUAGUGAACGACGACUCAUAACCAUGACUGAAAAGGCUGCAGAAUUGUUCUCAGAAAGAGUCAGAACAUUUCAAGAUAAAUUACACACAGCAUGGGUCGCAGUCCAAAAUGAAUUGGAACUAGGAUCAAAAUGUGAGGGUAACGCAGAACUCUUAAAGAAAGCUCACUCUUCAAUAUGCUUAGCAUACGCAAGUUAUCGCUUAGUAUCUCGUGAGUAUGUUUCCUUCCUUGGCGGCGCAAGGUCAAAGAAGGGCGAAGAACUUUUACAACGACAUGAUGUUGAUGACAAACUCAAUGAUGAUCUUGUCAGUAAAUUUCUGCAGGGAAUUGAGACAAAAAGGACACAAAUGGACAUUGAUGAAACUAGGUCAACAUCAAGAAGGUCACGAGGUUCAAGGACAUCAGCAAGGUCACAGGGCUCAAGUACAAACUCAUUUAUUAAAGCAAAAGCAAAGGCUGAAGCUGCUAGAGCAGGGGUUGCAUUUACUGAGAAAAGGGCUUUGCUUCUCAAGCAGCAGGCUAUUUUAAAGGAACAAGAAGCCCUAUCAGUAGCACAGGCAGAAAGAAAAUGCCAAGAAAUUGAGGCUGAUCUACAACUGUUGCAGGAUCAAAAGAUGUGUGCAGAGGCAGAAGCCGAGCUGGAAGCAUUGGAGACAGUUGAUGGGUGGGACGACGACGGACAGACGUCGGGUCUGGAAAGGAAAAAUGUUGUUCCGUCAGAUGUGAAUCCUAGGGAACGUGUUCAACAGUAUAUAAAUGAACAUUCAACAACUUAUGAGUCAAACAGUCCCAUAACUCAUGACCAGCCAAAUACACAUUUGAAUAACAUGUCUCGACAACCAACUAGAUUUAUUAGUCCUCAAUUGCCCACAGAGUCAGCAGUCGAGGGUCAACAACAACCAUCUACAGAUUUGGGUUAUCGGUCGUCUCAUAGAGCUUUAAACCCCAUGGUAGAAAACUUUGUUCCUGCAACUAUAACAACAGAAAUUUCAAGAUUUAUGCUGAGAAAGGACUUGUUGUUUUCAAGACUCACAUCUUUUAAUGACUCUCCAGAAAAUUUUCUCCCCUGGAAAGCUGGAUUCUUAAAUGUUGUUAAAGAACUUGGUGUUUCCCCCACAGAGGAAUUAGAUCUAUUAGUUAAGUGGUUAGGUCCAGAAUCAUCAAAACACGCAAUCAGCAUUAGGUCGUCCAAUAUAAGCAAUCCAGAGAGAGGAUUACAGAGAACUUGGGAGAGACUAGAGGAGCGUUAUGGUUCUCCAGCAUUGAUAGAGUCGACGUUAAAAAAGAAAAUAACUGCACUGCCAAAGAUAACUAACAAAGAUUGUGCAAAACUUUAUGUACUUCAUGAUACACUUAUGGAAGUUUCAUCGGCCAUGGAAAAUGAGAAGUACACUGAACUCCUUAGCUACUUCAACUCAUCGACUGGGGUCAACCCAAUUGUACAAAAGCUUCCUUAUCACCUCCAAGGAAAAUGGACUCAGAAAGCAACGAAAUACAUGAAGGCAUAUGGUGUCAACUAUCCACCAUUCUCAGUAUUUUGUGACUUUGUGAACGAGAUGAGUUCUAUGCUUAAUAAUCCAAGCUUCAUGUAUGAUGACACAUCUGUCACCAGAGACAGCACAAACAAGAACAAUGUCAAUAGUACCAGACCAUCAAAGGUCAAGUCCUAUAAAACAGAAGUUGAAACCGUUAAAGAUGUUCAUGCGAAGGGCAAGAAUAAACCUACGUGUCCAUUUCACAACACUGAGGGGCAUUCACUAAAUUAUUGUCGUACCUUUAAAUCAAAACCAUUGAAUGUGAGGAAAAGGUUUAUCAGAGACAAGGGUUUAUGUUUCAAAUGCUGUGAGAAAUCAGACCAUAUUGCCAAAAUGUGUGGAGUGAAUGUAACAUGUAGUGUUUGUGACAGCAACAGUCAUCCGACAGCCUUACACGUUCAUGGCGGGGAGAGAAAAGAAAAUACAGAGACCAGCAGUACAUACGGUCAACGAGUUGAGGAUAUUAAGACGGCAUGCUCCAGAGUUUGUGGUGAGGUCAACUCAUCUGGGAAAUCCUGUGCUAAAGUAGUACUAGUCAAAGUUCACCCAAAGGAUUCUCCAGAGAGAACUUUCCAAAUGUAUGCCUUGAUCGAUGAUCAAAGUAACAGAUCUCUUGCCAAACCAGAAUUCUUCUCUAUGUUUCACGAUGAGAAUUAUAGCGAGGUACGCUAUUCCUUGUCGUCCUGUGCAGGAGUGAUUGAAACAUCAGGCCGUAGGACGGAAACUGCAGGAUUCAUUAUCCAAGACCUUGAGGGCAAAUCAUCUAUUGAGCUACCCAGCCUAACAGAGUGUAGUGAAAUUCCAGAUGUCAGAGAAGAAAUACCAACACCAAAUGCUGCCAGAAAUCAUUCACACCUUCAGGAAAUUGCAUCGAAAAUCCCAGAGCUCGAUGACAAAUCUCAAAUACUAUUACUUUUAGGGAGAGAUCUACCUGAAGCCCACCACGUUCUAGAACAGAAGACUGGUUGCAGAGGAUCACCAUACGCACAUAGAUUGCAUCUUGGCUGGGUUGUCGUUGGCGAGACUUGCCUGGGCCAAGUUCAUAGAUCUGGAUCAGAUGUUUUCAAUGUUAAGAAAACAUAUGUGCUUAAAGAUGGAAGACAUUCUGUGUUUUCACCCUGUGAAAACCGCUUUGAACUUAAGGAAAACAAAAACAGUGAUGACGUGUUUAAGAUAACAAAGCACGACAACAAGGUGGGAUUGUCGGUGGACGACAAACAAUUCCUGGAAACUAUGGACAAAGAUUUCAGGAAAGAACACAACGGUAAUUGGAGUGCUCCACUUCCGUUUCGCACAAUGAGGCCCAGAUUGCCAAACAAUAGGAACAUGGCAUUGAACAGGGCGCGCAACUUGUCAGCUAGCUUAAGGAGGGAUCCUGCAAAAAUGGAACAUUUCGUAACAUUUAUGAAACGAAUGUUUGACAACAACCACGCAGAGUUAGCUCCCCUUAUGACUUCAGAUGAGGAAGGUUGGUAUCUGCCUAUCUUUGGGGUGUACCACCCAAAGAAAAGAGACCAAAUACGUGUUGUAUUUGAUUCAUCAGCAAAAUACAACGGUCUAUCAUUGAACAACGUUUUGAUGUCCGGGCCAGAUCUCACCAACAACUUAUUAGGAGUUCUCAUGAGGUUUAGACGAGAACCUAUUGGUGUGACAGCAGAUAUUCAACAGAUGUUUUAUCAGUUUAGGGUAGAAGAAGAACAUCGUAACUUCCUGCGAUUCUUCUGGUUUAAAGACAACAAUCCCGACCUAGAACUUGUAGAAUAUCGCAUGUGUGUACAUGUCUUUGGAAAUAGUCCGUCUCCCGCGAUAGCUACAUAUGGCCUCCACAAAAGUGCGGAAGCGGUUGAGGAGAUCUACGGUGAGGAUGUGACAGCGUUUGUACAUAAGGACUUUUAUGUCGAUGACGGUCUGGCUUCGUUUUCAAAUGUUGAAACUGCUAUAGAUGUGAUGCAACGUACACAGAAUGCAUUGGCUUUCGGAGGAAACUUGCGCCUACAUAAGAUAGCAUCAAAUAGUAUGGAUGUCAUGAGUGCAUUUCCAAAGGAAGAUUUAGCUGGGGAUCUAAAAAACUUGGACAUAUGUCAACAAGGCUUACCCCUACAAAGGAGCUUAGGGUUGACAUGGGAUUUGAACUCUGAUAACUUUAAGUUCAUUAUACCGGAAGAGGUAGCUAACAGGAAGUACACCAGGAGAGGAGUUUUAUCCACACUCAACAGCAUUUACGAUCCUCUGGGUUUCAUCUCGCCAGUAGUGGUUCAUGGAAGGAUCUUAAUGAGGGAUAUGAUAACAGAACAGACAGACUGGGAUGAACCAUUGGACAUAAAAUACAAAGAAGGUUGGGUUAAAUGGUGUCAAUCAUUGAAGGAUUUGGAGGACUUGUCAAUUUCUCGAACAUACCUCCCAAUUUCCCUGUCUAGCACUUCAGAACAGGAAGUCCACAUAUUUUCGGAUGCUUCAGAGAAGGCAAUUUGCGCAGUGGCAUAUAUGAAAGCAACAGACAUAAAUGGAGAUACACAUGUUGGAUUCAUUAUUGGAAAAUCCAAAGUAUCACCUAAGCACGGUCACACGAUACCUAGGCUAGAAUUAUGCGCAGCAGUCAUUGCGGUAGAGCUUUCAGAGACUGUGUCGGAACAUUUGUGCUUUCCUGUGGAGCAGAUGAAGUUCUAUACCGAUAGUAAAGUCGUGUUAGGGUACAUCAAUAACCGCGUCAGGCGUUUCUAUGUUUAUGUUGAGAAUCGUGUCAACAGGAUUCUGAGGACGACUCUACCUAAACAGUGGAGUUACGUGUCAACCAAUGACAACCCGGCAGACUUAGGAACACGACCAGUCUCAUCUCAUCUGCUAGAUUGUAGUGAUUGGAUUCGAGGCCCAGAAUGUAUUCAUACCUGCGAAUUGACCUCUGAUGAAACAUUUCAGCUCCAAUACCCUGAAAAGGACUCAGAAAUUCGUCCUGAAGAUGAAGUGCAUUGUUUAAAACUCUCAGUUCGUGGACACCAUGAGUAUGAUCUUGGCACCAAACGUUUUGAGAAAUUUUCGCAUUGGGAAAAUUUGGUACAUGCUAUCAUGUUCCUGAAGAGUUUUGCCCAGAGACUAUCAGUUCAGAAAUGCAGCAUGAGAUCUACACUGGGAGAGAAGCCGAUUGCACAGGAUUUGAGAGCUUCCGUCGAGAGACUCAUUAUAAUAGAAAUACAGAGAGAGGCAUUCAGUAGGGAAAUAAAUUGUUUACUGAAUGGCAAGGAGCUCCAGAAGGACAGUAGUAUCCGGAGUUUGAAUCCUUUCAUUGACAAUGAUGGUAUUGUUAGGGUUGGAGGACGCUUGAACAAUGCUGACCUCAGCAAAAUGGAGAAAAAUCCUGUUUUGAUCCCUAGACGUCAUCAUGUAGCAACAUUAUUAAUUCGUCACUAUCACGACAAAGUCAGACACCAAGGCCGCCUUCUGACUGAAGGAGCAAUACGAAACGCUGGGUUUUGGAUCGUUGGAUGUCGACGCAUGAUAAACUCGUAUCUUCGUAAGUGUGUCCGGUGUUUGAAAUUACGAGGAAAGCAACACUUUCCUAAGAUGGCCGAUCUUCCAUGCGAUCGGUUGGAUCCAGCUCCCCCAUUCAGUUUCAUUGGAAUAGACGUUUUCGGACCAUGGACUGUCCUCAGUAGGAAAACGCGUGGUGGGCAGGCUCAUUCGAAGAGAUGGGCUGUGAUUUUUACAUGUUUAGUCAUCCGUGCUAUUCAUAUAGAGGUGAUUCAAGAAAUGACAUCAUCCAGUUUCAUAAACGCACUUCGUCGUUUCAUUUCAUUAAGAGGAGAGAUCAAACUCAUUCGAUCGGAUUGUGGAACCAACUUUGUUGGAGCAGCAAAAGAUAUUGGUGCAAACAUUAUUGAUAUCGAAGAACCCAAUCUUAAAGCCUUCUUAGCACAGAAAGGCAUCUCUUGGAGGUUCAACCCGCCUCAUUCAUCCCACAUGGGUGGGGUCUGGGAGCGUCUGAUUGGCAUUUCGCGGAGAAUUCUUGAUUCACUCCUUUUGGAUGUUCCGCACAAAAACCUUACACAUGAAGUCCUCUCUACAUUCAUGGCAGAGGUUUGUUCCAUUAUAAACGCGAGGCCCCUUACAGGUGUUCCAUCGGACCCGGAGUCUCCUAUGCCACUGACACCAUCAACCUUGUUGACAUUGAAGACGAAUCAUACAGUGGAGUCCUUCUGUAUUGAGGAAUUCUCUCCGAUGGAUCUUUACAAAAGUCAGUGGAGGUGCGUUCAACAACUCGCGAACUGCUUCUGGAAAAGGUGGAAGAAUGAAUUUCUUUCAUCUCUACAGGCAAGACGGAAGUGGCAGAGCGAAAGCAAAAAUGUUACUGAAGGGGACGUUGUCCUCGUCCGAGACAAAACGCUACAUCGUAACGAGUGGCCAAUGGCUGUCAUUAGUAAAGCCAUUCCUAGUGAAGAUGGUCGUGUCCGCAAGGUGGAAGUGCGUGUUGGGAGAGAUAAAUUUUACCUCCGACCUGUCACUGAGGUGGUAGUUCUUGUGCCCAAAGGAUUGGAGUAGACACUUUAUUGUCUAAUUAGAUGGCAAAACUUUAAUAGUGAGAACUGUUGUGUAAUUUGUCAACAUGAGUGGUAUUCGUAUACUAGAACUCUGUGAUUUUUUUGUUGAUCAAUAUGUAAGAGAGUGGUAGUUGUAUACCAGACGGGGAGUGUGCUGUUACAUUUGUUAAGAAAACUCAAUUUUAGUUAACCUGUUAUAAGAGUUGUUUCCCUUUGACUGUAAAAUGCGUUUUUGGUAUUUUCGCGCCACCGAGAACUCUUUAGUGAAGAAGGUGAGAAAAAGUGAUAGUAAACUAAACCAUGAUGUGAUAAGCUGUGCGGCGAGCGAUUGGGAAAGUUUUCGGAAGUUUGGGAGACCAUAAUUCCUUUACUACUACUAUGGAAUAAAUUACUACGCACUUAAAGCAGCUGUCUCGGGUAUUUUGUUAUCGCCCUGAUCUCGUGCAAGUACAG